Molecule: messenger RNA, 294 nt
Organism: Trichobilharzia regenti
Lineage: Eukaryota; Metazoa; Platyhelminthes; Trematoda; Strigeidida; Schistosomatidae
Source: the annotation of a GenBank genome assembly
AUGGUUACCUACAAUUCAUUCUACCUGAUGCCACCUACACCUGGGAGGUGGAACGUAUCAAUGGUGAACGUGUUCAUCCAAAUCUAAUCGCUGAUCAAGUAGAAAUUGACAAUAAUCAACUACGUUAUUAUGGUUUAUCGUCGGCGGCAAACAAUCUGAGAAUACGCUGUAUCUCAUUGAAUGAUACAGCACGUUAUAUAUCCUCGGAUUUCAGUUUUCGUGUAUACGGUGAAAAAGGUGAACCGGUUAAAACAUCUGAUGUAGAACCUGGUGGAACACGAUGGAUAAGUGGAG